AUGAGCCUCUCUGGCCCGCUUCUCCCCAGCAAGCUUACCGCGUCUGCUAGAGCAGGCCUCUGCAGCCGGGCACAAUGGCUGUGUACCACUAGCUUUAACCGGCCUCAAUUCCUCUCCGCGCAAUCCUUCUCGUGGAUUUCGGGGAGCCCUUCCUUUAUACGACUUUUCAGCGGAACUUCAGCAAACAGCUCCGCCGCGACCCAAUUCAGCUGGCGCAUAUCCGCCUCAUACUCUGCGAAAGGCAAACGCUUCAAUCCCGAACUAAACCUCUUCAACCAUAAUUCUUCCGUCAGGGCAGCCAAGACGGGCACCGGGCUCCAAAACAUCGGAGAGAAAGACAAGAAGGAUCGCCCGGCCAGCGGACAGGAUUCCUUCUUCGUCAACGAGGUCGGUACAACUGGUUCGGUGGCCUUUGGCGUGGCCGAUGGAGUAGGCGGCUGGACCGAGUCCGGCGUCGACCCGGCCGACUUUGCGCAUGGCAUAUGCGAAUACAUGGCAACGGCUGCGAACGGCUUCCCCGAAGGCUUCAACUCGACUACACUGCAUCCAAAGGACCUGCUGCAACUGGGCUACGAAAAUGUCAUGAAAGACAAAACAGUCGUCGGUGGCGGCAGCACUGCUUGCAUAGCAACUGCAGAUCCCUCUGGCUCAGUCGAAGUGGCCAAUCUCGGUGAUUCCGGCUUUAUCCACAUGGGCGUCAAUGCCGUUCGCUAUUUCUCUCCUCCGCAAACCCACGCAUUCAAUACCCCCUAUCAGAUGUCGAAGAUUCCGGAGCAGAUGCUGGCCCAGAUGAGGCUCUUUGGCGGGUCACAAGUUCAUGGAGAAACACCGAAAGAUUCUGCGAUUACCAAACACCGGGUGAAGCACGGAGACGUCUUGGUCUUUGCCACGGACGGUGUAUGGGACAACCUGAGCCCCCAGGACCUGCUUUCAAUAGUUGCCAAACACAUGACCGCAUUGGGUGGUUGGAUCGACACGAGGGAUGAGUUCACUGUGAGCAGAGAGCUCCCGGCCCUGACCGAGAAGGGCAACUUCAGCAAGUCGGACAACAACACGCUGCAGGCGCUUCUCGCACUGGCCGUCACCGGAGAAGCAAAGGCGGCCAGUCUUAAUAUGAGGCGGGAUGGGCCUUUUGCAAAGGAAGUGCAAAGAUAUUAUCCGCAAGAAAACUGGCAUGGCGGCAAGCCAGAUGACAUCUGCGUCGUAGUGGCCAUCGCUAUCGAAGAGGGAAGGUGA
This is a messenger RNA of Aplosporella prunicola CBS 121167, 1236 nucleotides long. RefSeq lists its product as uncharacterized. The transcript is spliced from 2 exons. NCBI's taxonomy places the organism in Eukaryota, Fungi, Ascomycota, Dothideomycetes, Botryosphaeriales, Aplosporellaceae. The record is from RefSeq and is a predicted model, not a curated record. Bases 1 to 1236 code for a protein of 411 amino acids.